Penaeus monodon (black tiger shrimp) is the source of this 732-nucleotide messenger RNA. RefSeq names its product G protein-coupled receptor kinase 2-like (gene Gprk2). Gene Ontology annotation, molecular function: ATP binding; G protein-coupled receptor kinase activity. The record is from RefSeq and is a predicted model, not a curated record. Gene Ontology annotation, cellular component: cytoplasm. NCBI's taxonomy places the organism in Eukaryota, Metazoa, Arthropoda, Malacostraca, Decapoda, Penaeidae. Gene Ontology annotation, biological process: signal transduction; regulation of signal transduction; protein phosphorylation.
GAGGGUCAGACAGCAAUAAAGGAAAAAGCAAAAAAUGGAAAAAACUUUUACAAUUUCCACAUAUAUCACAAUGUCUAGAUUUAAAAAGCAAAUUAGGAACAGUACCAAGUAGAAUUAGAUGAGAAGAGACAAGAGGCUGCACAUACCAUAUUUAACAAAUAUCUUCAAAAAGCUUUUAUGGAAUGGCAGAUUUUGGGAAUUUUGAACGAGUCCUUAGUGGAAACAUGCAAGGAGAACCUGAGCAGAGACACAGCGGAGAAGGACCUCUUCCAAGGAUGCGUUGCCGACGUAAAGCUCUUCCUGGCUAAUGAACCUUUCAAGGAAUUUGAGGCUUCCAUGUACUUCCACAGAUAUCUACAAUGGAAAUGGCUAGAAAGUCAACCAGUAACAUACAAGACCUUCAGAAUGUACAGGGUUCUAGGGAAAGGAGGCUUUGGGGAGGUGUGUGCGUGUCAAGUAAGAGCAACAGGGAAGAUGUAUGCGUGCAAGAAAUUAGAGAAGAAGAGAAUAAAGAAGCGAAAAGGAGAAGCAAUGGUGCUUAUAGAGAAGCAAAUUCUUCAGAAGAUUAAUUCCAGAUUUGUUGUAAAUGUAAGAUACAGCUAUGUAGUGGACCAACAGCCUAUAGGAAGACUGCUAUUUAGGCAGUUUUGUGAAUGUGUAAAGCCAAUGUACCACAAGUACAAUAAAUUCCUAGAUGACGUUGUAAGUCCUACUUGCCCCUCUGUAUCUUAG